AUGGCAGAAAUUAAAUAUGUUAGUCAUAUAGUUAAGUUUCCUAAGACUAUAGUGGGUUACUUCAAGCAGGCAUGUUGGGAAAUACCUGAAAUUAUGGGUGCGUCAGCCCAUGGACUAGCUGGACUCCUAAUGGGUACUAUAGGUCUUUAUAAUAUUAUUAAAAAUGAUGGUAAUAAUCCAGAAUACAAAAAAUUGUACAUGAUAAUGCGACCAGAUGACCCUAGGACAAAAAGACUUAAAAAUCCCGUGUACACGAAAUAUAGAAAGUAA
Molecule: messenger RNA, 270 nt
Organism: Pararge aegeria (speckled wood butterfly)
Lineage: Eukaryota; Metazoa; Arthropoda; Insecta; Lepidoptera; Nymphalidae
Gene: NdufA3
Exons: 1
Coding region: 1-270 (89 amino acids)
Source: RefSeq, a predicted model, not a curated record